Molecule: messenger RNA, 950 nt
Organism: Piliocolobus tephrosceles (Ugandan red Colobus)
Lineage: Eukaryota; Metazoa; Chordata; Mammalia; Primates; Cercopithecidae
Gene: GALP
Product: galanin like peptide
Exons: 6
Coding region: 95-439 (114 amino acids)
Biological process (GO): behavioral response to starvation; antimicrobial humoral immune response mediated by antimicrobial peptide; defense response to Gram-negative bacterium
Cellular component (GO): extracellular region
Molecular function (GO): hormone activity
Source: RefSeq, a predicted model, not a curated record
AGGCGCUGGAGCCCAGAGCCAGAAAGAGCUGCAGAGAGCUGCCAGCUGCACCGAGCGUGUUCUGCAGCUGUAGGCACCUGUCGUCCUGCCUUCGAUGGCUCCCUCUGUCCCCCUGGUCCUCCUCCUCGUCCUCUUGCUGAGCCUGGCAGAGACUCCAGCAUCCGCGCCUGCCCACCAGGGACGAGGAGGAGGCUGGACCCUCAAUAGUGCUGGCUACCUUCUGGGUCCCGUCCUCCGCCUUCCCCAAAUGAGUGACCAAGACCGGAAGAGGGAGACAGCCCUUGAGAUACUAGAGCUGUGGAAGGCCAUCGAUGGGCUCCCCUAUUCCCACCCUCUGCAGCCCUCCAAGAGGAAUGUGAUGGAGACAUUUGCCAAACCGGAGAUUGGAGAUCUGGACGUGCUCAGCAAGAAAAUUCCCAAGGAGGGGAUGAUGUCCUGAAGCCAUAGAUGUCUCCGAAUCCCUAUUCAUAUCCUUCUUCUCCAGCUCCUUCUGUUCCCUCUGAAACCCUUUCUAGGUACCCUGUGUUGAGACUAAGUUCCUGAAGUUAAAUACCCAGGUCUCAUGAAGACAUUGUAAAGCAUUUGAAUUAUUCUAUAAAACUUCUGGAGUGUCUUAGGUUUAAUUGAUUCGUCGUUGGAGUCAGUAUAACAUGUUGUUAAUGAAACCAAUAGUAAUUUGAGGACUAGUUGGAAGGUUCUGGGGUGAUCAGGGAAUAUUCCUGCAACACAUUUAAAGUAAUUGUGUUCUUUUGGAAUUGUCCCGAUUAUCACACGAGCUAUUGAAUAAUACAAAUAACCCUCUUAAGUCUGAAAGUCUGUGUCUUGAUUUGAAAAGAUUCUUCAAAGUGCAUACUUACUCUUCCAUAUUCUUUCAACCUACCCGAGUCUCCUUCAAAAUGAGGAGAGGCAGUUUGGAGCAGAAUGGAGAGAAUAAAAUGUUUCUUGUCAAA